GGUGCUCAAAGUACCUGUAGCUGCGGCGCUGAAGUCGGAACGUCUGCGUGUGUGCGGGCUGCUUUUGUGGCGGCUGCUGCUAGAGCUGGAGCAUUUCCCGGGUUGGUGGCUCCUGCACAUUUUUACAGUUCUCCAGUCCUUCUGUUUCGUUUAAGGCAUCUUGGUUUUCACACUUGCUGAGGACUGUCCAGAGUAUUCCGGAUGGCUGGCGAUGGGAACUGUCUGAAGCAAAAAGUCUUCCCUGUGGCCUUCUUUCUUUCAGACUUAGAAAGAAGAUACCUGCAUGCACAUACUCUCAUUUAAAAAUUUUGGAUCUAGAAGAUCAAGCUUGGUGGCUUUUUAAAAAUAAUUUUUUUUAAUUCUAAAAAUAAUGUUUUUGUAUAAGAUUUGGAAAAUGUGGGCAACUGUGAUGUCCAUUUCUCCAUCUUCACUGCUCCAGUCCAAGCUGUCAUCUCCUAGUCCUGUAUAAUACAGGUUGAGCAUCCUUAAUCCGAAAAUCAGAAAUUUGAAAUUUUCCGGGAUCUGUAACUUUUUGAGUGCCAAGAUGAUGCUCAAAGGAAAUGCUCAUUGGAGCAUUUUGGAUUUUGGAUUUUCGGAUUAACGAUCCUCAACUAUCAGUAGAAAAGAUUAAACUCUACAGAAGAAUGCAAUCAAGUGAUGGCUUUUCCUUUAGAAUUUGAAUAUGGAGGCUACAGGAACAGAUGAAGUUGACAAGCUAAAAACCAAAUUUAUAUCUGCUUGGAACAACAUGAAAUAUAGUUGGGUGUUGAAAACAAAGACGUAUUUUAGUAGAAAUUCUCCUGUAUUAUUGCUUGGAAAAUGUUACCAUUUUAAAUAUGAAGAUGAAGAUAAAACGUUACCUGCAGGAUCGGGAUGUACAAUAGCGGAUCACGUAAUUGCAGGAAAUGUAGAAGAAUUUCGUAAAGAUUUCAUUUCUAGAAUAUGGCUGACCUACAGGGAAGAAUUCCCACAAAUAGAAGGCUCAGCUUUGACAACAGACUGUGGGUGGGGCUGCACAUUGAGAACUGGCCAGAUGCUCUUGGCUCAAGGACUCAUACUACACUUUCUUGGUAGAGCUUGGACCUGGCCUGAUGCUUUGAAUAUUGAAAAUUCAGACUCUGAAUCAUGGACUUCCCACACUGUCAAAAAAUUUACUGCAUCAUUUGAGGCAUCACUUUCAGGGGAAAGAGAACUCAAAACCCCAACAAUUUCUCUGAAGGAAACAAUUGGGAAAUACUCUGAUGAUCAUGAAAUACGAAAUGAAGUUUAUCAUAGGAAAAUCAUCUCUUGGUUUGGUGAUUCCCCCUUGGCUCCUUUUGGCUUACAUCAACUAAUAGAAUAUGGAAAGAAGUCUGGGAAAAAAGCAGGAGAUUGGUAUGGACCAGCUGUGGUUGCUCACAUUUUAAGAAAAGCAGUUGAAGAAGCAAGACACCCUGAUUUACAAGGAAUAACGAUUUAUGUUGCACAAGAUUGUACAGUUUACAAUUCUGAUGUAAUUGAUAAACAGAGUGCUUCCAUGACUUCUGAUAAUGCAGAUGACAAAGCUGUUAUUAUUCUAGUUCCUGUUAGACUUGGUGGAGAAAGAACCAACACCGACUACUUAGAAUUUGUGAAGGGUAUUUUAAGCCUGGAAUAUUGUGUGGGUAUUAUUGGUGGCAAACCUAAACAGUCAUAUUACUUUGCUGGAUUUCAAGAUGACAGUUUGAUUUACAUGGAUCCUCAUUACUGCCAAUCUUUUGUAGAUGUCAGCAUAAAGGAUUUCCCUCUUGAGACAUUCCACUGCCCUUCUCCCAAAAAGAUGUCGUUUCGAAAAAUGGAUCCCAGCUGUACAAUAGGAUUUUACUGUCGAAAUGUUCAGGACUUCGAACGAGCUUCUGAAGAAAUCACCAAGAUGCUGAAAUUUUCUUCUAAGGACAAAUAUCCCUUAUUUACUUUUGUAAAUGGUCAUUCCAGAGACUAUGAUUUUACAUCUACUACAACCAAUGAAGAAGACCUUUUUUCAGAGGAUGAAAAGAAACAAUUAAAAAGAUUUAGCACGGAAGAGUUUGUCUUGCUUUAAAGAUUAGCACAUUUGUGCUUGAUAAGAAGAAUUCCAUUGAAAGGGGAAAAAUGAAGAGAAACAAGCAUAUUCAAAAUGUUUAUUUUCACAAAUAUCUUAAUUUUAUAUGUUCUUUAAAAAAAGAACAUUUGAAAAUAUAAAAGUUUAAAGAUAUUUUUCUAAAAGAGAAAUGAUUUAAUGAAUCUUGCUUUCUAAUAAAUAAAUUGAGUGAUUCUGGUUGCAUUCCUAUUUCCCUAAGAUCUACUAGUGACAAUUCUACCUUAACUGUAAGCCUUUUAGUCUUCAAAGUCUUCCACCUGAGCCCAUUGUUCUCAUGGAGGUUUUGUGAUAUUAACCUUCCCCCAAAGACUGGGAUCACCAAAUAGUUUCAAAAUUCUCAGUUUGUACUAAUGACCAGAAGAUCAGAGAAGGAAACUUUAGUGCUGUCUAGCCUCCUGCUAUUAAUGCAAUCAAACAAUACUUUUGCAUAUGUCUUGAUAAUUAAAUAGUAUUUGUUAACUGUGAUAUGCAUACACUUAUAUAAGCAGAAUUAUGAGUUAAAGUAAUACUUAGCGAUGUGAUUUUAUAAUGGCUCCUCAUUAUGCUUGCUGUUGAACCUUUUAUGAGGAGUGAAUAUAAAGUAUUGGUUUUCCCUCACAAAUUUAAAAGUUAUGUUAUUAAUACUAUUAUAACUGCAUCCAAUCAAGUCAGAUAAAGGCAACUAUAAAAUAGUAGUAGUGUUUGUUUCCUAUCUCAAGGGUGAAAUUUUAUGGUAACUCAAUUUAUUAUGCAGUUUUUAAAUUUAAAGUACCAAGAAAGAUGUCACUAGAUUCUCUUCUAUGUGCUUUUUGUUUUUUAUAUAAAGCAAUGUAGUGGUGUUUAGAAGCUGAGGCCACCUGUGAGGCAAAUCUGCCUUAAGUGUAUUAUGUGUUACUUAAAGGCAAAUUUGUGAUCUAAAAGUACAAGAGUGAUUAUUGAGCUAGGAUUAUAAAAUACAUAAUAAAGAUGUGAGAAGAUAAAA
Molecule: messenger RNA, 3059 nt
Organism: Symphalangus syndactylus (siamang)
Lineage: Eukaryota; Metazoa; Chordata; Mammalia; Primates; Hylobatidae
Gene: ATG4C
Product: autophagy related 4C cysteine peptidase
Biological process (GO): piecemeal microautophagy of the nucleus; protein processing; C-terminal protein lipidation
Cellular component (GO): cytoplasm
Molecular function (GO): protein-phosphatidylethanolamide deconjugating activity; cysteine-type endopeptidase activity
Source: RefSeq, a predicted model, not a curated record